Molecule: messenger RNA, 870 nt
Organism: Ambispora gerdemannii
Lineage: Eukaryota; Fungi; Glomeromycota; Glomeromycetes; Archaeosporales; Ambisporaceae
Source: the annotation of a GenBank genome assembly
AUGAACGAUAUCGAAUAUUUAUCUGAAACUGAAAGAAAGCUUCUGAAUAAAUGUCCUUAUGCUCUAACGCUUACAAUUGAAGAAUUAACAAAGCCUGCCAAAAAAAUUCGCAAUAAUUGUGAUAAACCACCACGACCGCAAAACAGUUGGAUUAUCUUUCGAAAAGAUUUUGAAGCUAAUAUACGUCUACGUAGUCCUGGUGUUAAGCAAAAAGUCAAAAACACAGCAAAUGAAUGCAGCUUAAAGUGGAAAUUGCAAUCAAGUGAAGUCAAGGAUUUUUUCAAAAUUUUAGAGAAAAUAGCUUGUGAGAAUCAUAAGCGUAUAUACCCUAAUUAUAAAUAUAGACCGAAACAUGCAAAAAAUUCAAACUGUAAAGAAUUUAUUUUUCGAGAACAGAAAAAAUAUGUAUUUUCUUCGUCAGCUAAGUCCAACACAAUAAAUUCUAAUUCACCUCAGGAAGCGAUGCAAAUCGACGGGUCAUCUCAAGAAGUAAACGACGGGCUGCCUUCUUUAACUUUCAAUUCACAAACUAACAGGUCGCCAUCUCUAACUUCUAGUUCACCUAAAGAAGCAAUACAAGUCGAUGGGUCGUCAUUUUUAACUUUCAAUUCACCCCAGGAAGCAACACAAAUCGACGGGACAUUGUCAUCUUUAACUUUCAAUUCACCUCAAGAGAUAACACAAGUCGAUGGGACAACCAUUUAUACUCAUCAAGACAAUACAAAUAACUUUGCAACAAUUAUUAGUGAAGGUAAUAAUGAUAAUAUGAAUACUUCUUCACCUUUAUCACAGCCACAAUCACUUUUACAACUAUAUGAUUUAUCAAAUUGCAUUUUUGACAACUUGUUAUAUGAUAACUUCUCCUCUUAA